UUUCCAUGUGAUUGCACCAUAACCAAUAAAAAAUCUGGAUAAAUGACAUCUAUCAACAUUACGUAAAAUUUAAAUAAAUGUGUCAUUUUAUAUUGUUUGUUCAUUAAUCAAAGAAUGACUUCCAGUUUCCUUAGACGGUUUGGUAAUAAAAAAUGUUUGAACCUGUUUUCAAUAGGUCAAAUAAGACUGUCAAGUUCAACUCAGUGUGUAGAUCCUCCUGAUGAUUUAUUUACAAUUCCUAGACCACUUUCAAGAGAAAAUGAACCUAUUGAACAACGUCGAGCCAGAUUAGUCUAUCAGUCAAGAAAACGAGGUAUGUUGGAAAAUGACUUGCUUCUCAGCACAUUUGUUGCAAAGUAUUUGAAAUCUUUUGAUGAAACCCAGUUGGAGAAAUAUGAUAGAUUAAUUAACGGUCCUUCAAAUGAUUGGGAACUUUAUUACUGGGCAACCAAUCUUAAGGAAACACCCAUUGAGCACAAUCAUGAUGUCAUGGAUUUAUUGAAAUAUCACUGUAAAAACUUGAAUAAGGAACCGAGAAUUCGACAACCAGAUCUUUAAGUAUAGAUCCGUUGUAAUGGCUGUAAAUUAUUGUAGUAUUUAUUAUCAAUAAAAUAUAUUAUGUAACAAAAUUAUAUUGAAUAUAUCAAGAUUUUUUUGAAAUAAAUGGAUGACUCAUU
Diorhabda sublineata is the source of this 677-nucleotide messenger RNA. RefSeq names its product succinate dehydrogenase assembly factor 2-A, mitochondrial-like. Gene Ontology annotation, biological process: protein-FAD linkage; mitochondrial electron transport, succinate to ubiquinone; mitochondrial respiratory chain complex II assembly. The transcript is spliced from 4 exons. Gene Ontology annotation, cellular component: mitochondrion. NCBI's taxonomy places the organism in Eukaryota, Metazoa, Arthropoda, Insecta, Coleoptera, Chrysomelidae. Bases 115 to 558 code for a protein of 147 amino acids. The record is from RefSeq and is a predicted model, not a curated record.